Blastomyces gilchristii SLH14081 is the source of this 4283-nucleotide messenger RNA. Its product is annotated as ubiquitin-protein ligase. The transcript has 2 exons. The record is from RefSeq and is a predicted model, not a curated record. Lineage: Eukaryota; Fungi; Ascomycota; Eurotiomycetes; Onygenales; Ajellomycetaceae. The coding region runs from base 402 to 3452 and encodes 1016 amino acids. Gene Ontology annotation, biological process: ubiquitin-dependent protein catabolic process; protein ubiquitination. Gene Ontology annotation, molecular function: ubiquitin protein ligase activity.
UUGCAACCUGGAAAUAUCCAUAUACUCAACAGCUCACUCUUGUUUGAGAUCUUCGUGGUCAUGGCUGACUUGUGAUGCUUGGCUCUUCGUUGAAGUGACCUGCGCGUCGAAAUCAAAAAUGAAAUCUUUACAUUUCUGAUAGAUUCGCAUUCAAUCAUUUACAGCUUAUCUUGGCCCCCCUUUCGGCAUUGAUGGAGCUGUGGCAAUUCCAUUUUCGACCAUAGCAGUAUUGCUGAAUCAAACACGGUCGUUUUCCCCGCAUAGACGUUCACAUUGUGUAUACAGCAGGAAGGAGGGAUAAAGGGAAACACACCCACAAAAAAAAAGAAAAUAAUUGACAGACAGUGCAGUGGACAGAGCAGCAAUCAAGGGCCUCACCUCUCUCGUCUUCUUAGAUUACCAUGGCGCUUGCAACGGACAUAAACUCAAUGGCGGACGUUACUGCAGCCGUGAUCACAACUGCAGCAGAGGCAGCCAUACCGUCGACCUCUCUGGCUCCUUCCUCUGCGCUUUUCGUGAACCUCAGCGCUGUUAAUUCCACGCUGUCCAAACUACCGUUCCUUUCCUCUACAUCACAAGAUCUUUUACUAUAUCCGCUUCGCGUCAUUUACCAAGCUGAGGUCUUCAUAUUCAUCACUGCUCCCCGCAGUGUUCUGCAUUUCCUGGGACUGGAAGCAGCCGUGGCGAGCAUGAUAGAGAGCGCUGCUGGAGCUCUCGGUGGUGGAGCUAGUGUUGGGAGGGACGCGGCGGGCGCUACAGGGGCGGCAGUGGUAGCAGCUGCCGGAGCAGAUGGGACAGGAGCAGCUGCUGAUGCUGUGGUUGCAUCGGGGUUCAGUCUUGGCGAUUUGCUCCACAACACGAGGAAAUUUGGUGGAUUCUUUAGCUACAUGACCAGCCGAUGGUCCCUCGCAUGCUUUGCGGUGGCACUUGCUUUGAACCGCGUUACUGUAUACGGCUCCACGAGGCGCCAUCUUUCUUUAAAGUGGCAAGUUCGAUUGGCUCUGAGAAUAAUUCCCAUCGUCCUGCUCACUGGCCAAAUCAUUACAUUACUACAAGCCAUCCGCUGUCAAACGUCUCCAGAAUACCCACAAAUACGAUAUGGAAAAUCAGGAAAACGUUCUAGCUUGGACUACGGAGGCGAAGGUGGUCUCUUGUAUUCUCUUUCAUCGUUACUUUUACCCUGGCAGAAUGAUGAAGGCUCUUGCAAUGCCGUCCAUAUGAACCGAUUGCCCGGAACUAAAGAAAUACCUCACGGCUCAUUCUCGCUCCUGUGGCCCGUUUUCCUUCGUUUAUGUCUCAACCAGUUUGUUGAAACACUAUCGUGUGCAUUGCAAGGACGUGGGGUUGCCACGGAGGCGGGGAUGUCUAUAUUUGAACACUCUCUAGCAUUUGCAGAAGCAGAAACGAUGAUAAGCCAGUCUGUCGGCCUCGGUCUCUUUGGCCUGUCCAAAGCUACUGGCCAGACAUCCGCAAGCAACAGCACGAAUUCCUCGUCCGCAUCGCAGCUUCUUUCUAAAAGCCAAGUCAUAGACAGGCUUAAUGUUACCCCGGAGCUUCUGCUAAUUGCACUGAUUUCCUGUUGCAACAGUCUAUCCUCGAAUAUCCUCGACGUUUUCGGCCGUCAGAACCAAGGCCGCCUCAUUAACACAACAUUCUGGGGUCUUUGUUUCAUGGCCUCCAUACUUCUAGGCUUUUUUGAUGGUAUGCCCUUGAGUAAUGAUAUCAUUCUCAAGUUCCCCACGGUAUGUAUUGUGGGAUUCGUGCCCCAUUUGAUCAUAUUCGCUGGCAUCUUGACCUGCCUUGCGAUUUAUGGACUGGCCUUAAUUAUAACUGCAUUUUCGCUACCGUCUACUAUGCCGGCUCCUACCUCGCUGCGUGAAAGAUUCUCACUUGCGCAUGCCAAUAUGCAAGGUGCGUCACAAAUUCGAAAUGUGCGCCUCAAUCCAAGGGAAGACUUUUACACUGCCCUGGUUAGGAUAGGUUAUGCCUCCCUAGCAGCGGCAAGUGACGCCGUUUUUCUAAACGAAGGAAAGAGCGUAAUGGUUAGAACAAUGACUUGGCUGGAGGAGGAUAGGCUUUCAGAAAUUGAGACCUCAAGGAGCAACCGUGACGCUCGUAGACGUACCGCCCAACCGGUGGAGUUCCCUACUGGCGCCAAUGAUGCCUUUAACUUUGAUAUCCCCGAGCGUAAAGCUGAAUGGGAAAGUGGAUAUUCGCGGGAAAAGAAAAUUGAAAAACAAAAGGGAGCUCGUUCGAUGGGGAGUCAAAAUGCUCUUGGUGGGGUUGGGGCGUUCCAGGGAGCAAGCAGAUGCUAUCAUGGCUUCACUUUUUUCCGAGGAAUUUUCUUUCUUUUAGUAGGUUGGGCAGCGUUUUGGUUCGUAAGAUCCCUGGAUCUCAUGGGUAUUACUAGACGACCCAGGUGGUUGACAAAGCUGGGAGGCACUGCCCGCAAACGAGCUGUUCGAGGAACAACCGACAAUCACAACUCACUUGACUUUUGGAUUUUGACUGACCAAGGGGAGCUGAAACUCCCAGAAGACUACGAAUACGAUGUUGAAAAAGAAAUGAGGAAGCGGGAGCUGGCAAACAUUUCUCAAUGGGGUGAAGCGGAGGAAAGCCGAUUUGACAGGAAACUGUAUAAUUGGUGGAAGAUCGGGGGAUCGUGGGGCGAUCGAGAUGAAAGUGGAGACUAUACACCCUCUCAGGAUGAUUGGGAUGAUACGACAAGCGUUGUUUCAAUGUCGACGAAUGCCGAAUCGGAGUGGGAGGCAUAUGAGUCGGAUGGUCGUCGGACACCAACGCAAAGCAGCCCGUACACGCUGGGGAACAAUCAAGGCCACCUGUCUAAUUCCAGCUCAACAUCAAACACACCGCCCGACGAAUCCCUUUUAGACAUGGCUUCUCUUGCCCGCCUCCUCGACCCAAGGGAUCAAGAGGCGAGGCACGAAGCUCGAGUGCUAGCCUCGCAUCUGAUGGCAGCUGAUGAAGGCAAAAUAAUGACCCGCAGCCGAUUUAAAAGCCAAACGGAACGCGACCGCGCGCGUGUUCUCACAUCAUCACGAUAUAACAGGACUCACGUACAAGGCCUCACAUCAGCAUCUCCUGGUUCGAAUGAGAAGAAACGACCCACGCCGGAGGAAGAGGCGGAAAUUCUCGAAAAUCUCAUACUAUCGCGCCGACUAGGCCACGACUAUUCGUCUGGCACCUAUGUGCAACAACAAUAUCAACGACAACGAGAGCCGGAGUCUUGGAAAACCGGAGCGUCAGGUCUUGGUGCGGAUGGACCGCAAUGCGUUAUCUGCCAGGCUGCGCCUAGGUCGAUCAUCAUCUGGCCGUGCCGUUGUCUUUGCGUGUGUGAAGAUUGCAGGGUUAGUCUUGCGAUGAAUAACUUUGGAAACUGCGUUACAUGUAGGCGGGAGGUUUUUGGUUUUGUUAGAUUAUGGGUUCCUUAAAGGACAGUUCUUUUGCUUUACUCCCCUAUUUCCAGCUCCAUACGAUGAGCCUUUAGAGGUUUAAAGAGUUUUACUUGUUCACUUCUUUGCACAUAUUCCAUAUUUCAUCAUUAGAUUGUUGUUUUUAGUGAACAAUACUACGUAUUACCCGGCAUCGCGUUGCAGUGCUUUCGAAUCCCAAUAUAUUGCUUGUUCCUCCUUGUACCACUACCUUCCGCUGCAUCUACCGACCAGUAAACCUUCAGUUUCGACGUUUUAUUCUGCGUAUAGUACAGUAUAUUCUGGCUCUGUUAAUCGCUCUUAGUUAAAUACAGAGAGUGCGUUGAUUCUCACCCUUAUCUUGGUAUUUACUUUGCAUAUUGUGGCAUCGGUGCAUCUCUGUUGAUUCAUUUAGUAUUUACUUGGGCGAAGAGAAUUGCUUUGGGAGUUAAUUCGAUUGCCAUGUGCCAAACCCUCGGCGAAAUAGUCAUAGAAGAAAGUCAUGGAUAGAUAGAUGGCUAGAUGUUUUGUCCUUUUUAGUGCUCCCAAACCAUCAACAUUUUUUCAAACCACCACAAAUGCGUCCAUGUCAGAUAUAUCACAGUGAGAAAACAUGUCAGUUCCCGACUUUGGGAUAGCCCAAGUAAUCACUCCAGGAGCUGACUUGCUUUGACAGCUUAUUUAUUACCGUUCUUCUCAGUCUUCUGUGGAGGUAACUUUUUGCAAGAGUAUCUCCUUCAGGAUAUAUGAAUCCUCUCAUCCUUGCCUGACUUUGCCCCUCUUGUUCUGAGCAAAUUAUGUGAUUCUCAUAUGCAAUGAUGCCAUGCAGUCCCCUCUGUGUUGACUCUUGCC